ACAACUCGUACUUCUUGCUCUCGUUCUCUGCAAUCUCGCCAUCACGAAAUCCACUUUCAGCCAAACCUACACUCAUGCUUCACCAAAUUAGUUGAGGAUAUUAGAGUUUCAUCUUGUCCUGAAAGUUGAAAUUGUUAAAUUUCUGGUUUCUACCUUAUCAAAAAUUAAAAUUAAAAUAAAUUUGACGAAGACAAAUUUAUAUCCCAAUAAGAACAAUCAAGCCUCCAGUUUAGUCCGAAUCUCGGACAGUUUUGUUGGGUGGUUGGUAAAAAAAAGUGGAGAAAGUUUUCGGCUAGUGGUCAGUCUGCUUUCACUCGCUCGACUGGAAAACCCAAUAAUAAAUUGUGUGGAAUAAUUUAAAUCAAUAUGCACUGUUUUUUUCAACUGAGGAGUUCCUAACUUUGUGAAUAAGUGAGUUGAAUAUAAAUUCUGAAAGGUGUGUGAUAUGAAUAUUACCGUUAUAUAUUUUUUUACUAUGGGGCACCCUGGAAUUAACUGUAAUUCAUAAAAAUAAAUUAAAAUCGUUUUCACAAAUUAAAUUUUAAUUACGAAGUCGAUCACGUAAUUUACUAUUUUCUCGUGACGGAUGCCACUCAUUCUUCUGGGGAACGAAAGUGUUCAAUCUGCCAGAAAAUUUUUAAUCGUCGGGUUUCUGUAGAAUUAUAACCGACGUCCACGCUGUUCUAAUGUACGAAGCUAUAUUCGUAUUUUUCACGAUUUUUAAUUCCACUUGCAGGACUUGAAUAUGUUUUAUAAGUGACGUUUGAUUUAGUCGAGGCAGAGUGUGCAAAAAGGCGCCUUUUUGGGAAAAAAUUCAUGCCUUUUUGCCGUUUUGCCCGUUUCAAUGCCGAAUUGCCUUUUUGUGUGCCUUUUUGCCCGUUUGAUGCCUUUUUGCCGUUUUCCGUAUGUUUCCAUUGGGUAUUGCCUGAACCAUUGACAAAUUUUUCUAUGGACAAGAAAGAGUGAAAACAAUGUAAUUCGCUUUGCAUUUCGGUUUUUCUAAAACGUUACCAACCUUACACUUAUACAUAGCUACUCCAUAACAUUAUUUCCCUACGCACGUAUGACAAUUAAGAGUACUUGUGAGUAUUUGUACACCUCAAGACGUGCAUACAUUUUUUAGUGGUGUACAGAUAUGUAGAUGAUAAUCUGCAUAUGUAUAUGUACAUCUACAUAUAUAGAUAGAUGAUAAUUCAAAUCGGCUUAAUAUCUUAAUUGUUCACACAUCGACAAAUCCUGUGAACUGUGAAAGAUUGCAACGAACAAAUCAUGGGAUCGUAUUAUCACAUUGCCCCGAUUUAACCAAAGAGGCAUUUCGGGCAAUCGGGCAUGGCCAAAAUUCACGUGCCUAAUAGGCAAAAAGGAAUUUUAGGCACCGCAUGCCUUUUUGCCCUUGCACACUCUGAGUCGAGGCGAGGCAGCAUCUGUUUAAUACUAAUUCUAAAAUUAAAUCGUGCUAGCUUCCUUAAAAUAAAUAAUGCUAUUUAAAAAUGUGUGUGCCAAUGUUCUCUGUGUUUCGAGCAGAUUUUAUUGUUUAACUACAAAAAAUAGUGAAGAAAAAGUUGAAAAUCACUACACAGCUUUUUAUCGGAUCAACAAGUGCGUCAAAAAUACCAAAUAUCUUUCUAUUUGUGUACAGUUCCGUUGUGCAGUUUUUUUCCUGAUAUUACUAAAACGUAAUGUUACGUCAAUUUUAGCUAUGCAAGGAAACGUGUAAAAAUUAGCAAGUUAAAUGGUGAAACCAACGCUCGAAGUGAAAGGGAAAACCGAUACAAAACGGUUAAUUCGAAAUUUCAAGUACAACUCAAACCUGGGGAAGAAUAUUUUUUAUGGAACGCUUCUCUUUCUCGAGCUUACUCUUUGUCAAGCCUGGACUUUAUCCCUGGAUGAGAGUGGGCCCCGUUUUUUGGACGAGUGGAGCUCUUCGUACGCUUUCAGUAGCAGAUUGGGUGGGAGUUUGCGCUGUGGGGGGCACGGGUCGCCACACCCGCGGGUCGAGUGGGUCUCCCGGGAUGGAUUUCCCAUCGGAAACGUCACCGGGUUGAGAGAGGUGCUGCCAACCGGAAAUAUACGCUUUCUCCCCUUUCCCAUUGACAAGUUCCGACCCGACGUUCACUUUGCGACGCUUCGGUGCAAACUCAGUAAUCCGUCGGGAACAAUCAUCAGUCCGGAAGUCGUGGUUCGUGCAGUGCUGGACACCCCGUUCCACAUCGAAAAUCCGGACGUAGUCGUGAUCCGGGGAAACAAUGCCCUUUUACGCUGUCUCGCGCCUCCUGAGCUUGUGGACUAUAUCACAGUGACUUCCUGGGUGCAAGAUGGAUCACUCAACAUUUAUCCUAACUUCCAGACAGGCAAAUGGCUCCUGCUGCCGUCUGGAGAGUUGCACGUGUUCAGCGUGGACGAGUCUGACGGGCGAAAGGUGUGGGCGUGCCGAACCCUGCACAAACUGACGAACGAGGUCAAGACGAGUGAAGGGGCGAGAAUUGUUGUGAAAGAACCUGAGGAACCACAAGCGGUGCGAAUAUUGGGGCAAAGGGAGACAAAUUUACGCGUUCGCGCCGGUGAAGAAACGUACCUAUCCUGUCACGCGGAGGGAAACCCGCCACCAUCUUUUUCGUGGUAUCGAGAAAUUGAGGGUGUUUUAUCCGACCUUCCUCCCACGUUGAAAAGGCCGCCGACUUCGUCUUCCUCGCCGCAGAAUAGUGUGGUGCACGUGGCGCAAGUGCGGCCCCAGGACGCGGGCUCCUACCUCUGCCGCGCUAACAAUUCCCACUCCGUCGACCAAGCCGUCGUUCAACUCGUCGUUUAUGUUCCUCUCCGUGUGCAAGUAUCUCCUUUGACGCAAAUUGUGGACGUGGGGCGAUCCGCUUCGCUUCGAUGUCUCGUUUCCGGUUCGCCGAUCCAUUCCGUCGUCUGGCUCAAGGACGGCGUGCCCCACGCCGAGCUGGAAAACGGGCCCAGCUCCUCCCCCAGAUUCCAAGUGGGGCCGCGCGAAGUCUUGAAAUUGGUGGGUGUUCAGCCCGACGACGCGGGGAUGUACCAGUGCCUCGCCUCCAAUGACUUCACGACGGGGCAGGACUCCUCCCAGAUACGAUUAGGAUCCGUCCUGCCCGAGCUGGUGUAUCGCUUUUCUGAACAAACGAUCCAGCCGGGUCACUCCGUAUCGCUGAAAUGCACCGCCGUCGGAAAUCCACCCCCGCAAUUCACAUGGACUUUGGACGGCUUCACACUCCCGGAAAGUGAAAGAUUUUUGGUCGGCCAGUACGUCACGAUUCAUGACCACGUGAUCUCCCACGUGAACAUAACGCAGGCCCGGGACGAGGACGGCGGGCUGUACGCGUGCCAGGCCAGAAACGCCAUGGGCAUCGCCCUCCAUACUGGAAGACUCAACAUUUAUGGUCCACCUUUCGUCCGACCGGUUCCUCCGAUAAAGGGCGUGGCUGGGAAGAAUUUGCAAAUCCAGUGCCCCGUCUCAGGAUAUCCGAUCGAGAGCAUUUCUUGGGAGAGAGGCGGAAGUCUUCUGCCCGUGACGAGAAUGCAGCGCGUCUACCUGAACGGCACCCUGAUUUUGGAGCACCUUCAGAAAGCGGACGAAGGGAUUCUCACCUGCCACGCGAAAGGCCGACAGGGACAAAUUUCCUCCAGAGACAUUCACCUCCGCGUUGUCGUUCCGCCGAAGCUGAUGCCGUUCCAGUUCCUGAACACGAUUUUGCGGGAAGGAAUGCGGGCGGCGGUUUCCUGCCAACUGCUCGAGGGCGAUCGACCCAUCGAUCUCGUCUGGGAAUUCGAGGGGAAACCAAUCUCGGGAGGAGUGGCCAAUGGCAUUACUAUUCGAGUUCCGGACGAGUAUUCCUCAACUUUGGUGAUCGACUCCCUUUCUUCCGUGCAUAACGGGAAAUAUACCUGCAUCGCGGAAAAUUCAGCGGGACGAGAACACUAUUCUUCCGAGCUUACGGUUCAAAUUCCGCCGAAGUGGAUUUUGGAGCCGAGAGACGUCAACGUUUCGGCCGGACACUCGCUUUCACUUCAGUGCCGAGCUGAGGGCCAUCCCACCCCCUCAAUCACGUGGAAAAGGGCCACUGCAGGCAUGCAGCCGGGCGACUACAAGGACAUCCUUUCUCCCACCGGAAGCUCGUCCCCCUUCGCCAACGGCACCAUCAGAUUCGACCAAGUCCGAAAAUCGGACGAGGGGAAUUAUCUGUGCGAGGCGAGAAACGACGUGGGCUCCGGCCUCUCCAAAGUCAUCUUCCUCAAAGUUAACGCACCUGCCAAAUGUAAUCCGGAUGAGCAAGCAGUAAACGCCGUGAUUUCCGUGCGAGUCGGGGAGAAAGCGAUUCUUGGUUGCCGAGUCGGUGGCGACCUUCCAAUUCUGAUCGAAUGGGGCAACAAACACGGCAAAAUUGGGGCUCAUUCGAAUCACAGGUACACAUUUCGCCAGCAAGAGUUGGAGGAUGGGAUCUUAUCCGAAUUGCUGAUAGCCUCCGUUGACCGGAGCGAUUCUGGUGCUUAUUCAUGCCGAGCUUCCAACCCUUUCGGUUCCGAUCAUACCAUCGUCACGCUCAACGUGCAAGAGCCUCCGGAGCAGCCGGGUAAUUUACGGGUGGUUGAGGUGGGGAGUCGUUCGGUGGGAUUUCCUGGCUGGAAAACUUCAACGGGAACAGUCCCCUCAUCAACUUCAUCAUUCAGAGCAAGUUCCCCUCAGAAACCUGGACAGAAGCCGAAGUCGAAGAACUUGCCGUUCCCGCCACCCAAUCCACCGCGCUGGUCGAAGGCCUAACCCCUUCGUCGACUUAUCAUCUCCGCGUCCUCGCCCAAAACGGGGUCGGCUUCAG
Molecule: messenger RNA, 4832 nt
Organism: Folsomia candida
Lineage: Eukaryota; Metazoa; Arthropoda; Collembola; Entomobryomorpha; Isotomidae
Product: Down syndrome cell adhesion molecule-like protein Dscam2
Exons: 22
Coding region: 1733-4777 (1014 amino acids)
Biological process (GO): cell-cell adhesion
Cellular component (GO): cell-cell junction
Molecular function (GO): cell adhesion molecule binding
Source: RefSeq, a predicted model, not a curated record